Lentinula edodes (shiitake mushroom) is the source of this 2886-nucleotide messenger RNA. RefSeq names its product kinase-like domain-containing protein. Bases 80 to 2398 code for a protein of 772 amino acids. The record is from RefSeq and is a predicted model, not a curated record. Gene Ontology annotation, cellular component: cytoplasm. Lineage: Eukaryota; Fungi; Basidiomycota; Agaricomycetes; Agaricales; Omphalotaceae. Gene Ontology annotation, biological process: protein phosphorylation. The transcript is spliced from 13 exons. Gene Ontology annotation, molecular function: protein serine/threonine kinase activity; ATP binding.
CCUCAAGUCUUCAAAAAAGAAAUGCACGUACAAUCCUCAGGAGAUACACUAUCGCUGCUAAUACAUAACUAUCGAAUCCAUGACAGAUCAACCAGAAAUGAUAUAUUUUCAUCUUCAUCGGCUGGUGGAACGAGAGAUUAGUAAAGUCGCGGACGGAUCGACAGAAUCUGACAGUACACUCUCGCAUCCUCCAUCUGAGCUUUCAGUUGGAGCUGUCCCCGGUGUGGUGCAAAGUCGAAAAUAUCGCAUCAAGCUAGCCCAGAUGCUCUCCAAUCUUGCUACACCAGAAGUUUCAAGUGCUUACGAGAAUAAGAUAUAUGACGCGAUUACUAAAGACGAACCUCAAGUCGCGCGUUUGAUAAAGAUCAUACUUGGCUCAGAGGAAGAAAAGACGGCUGCAAUGGCUCUGAAAGGACAAGAGGCAGACCUGUUCAUGGACGCUCUAGAGGAUAUAAUGAGAGAUACAAGCUUUCUCCGUGAAUCUGAGCAACUCGACGCUCGUCGUUUCCUGAUCAGUCUUUCGAAGAUCUCGACGAAUCUUCCUCAAUAUAUGUUCAUUGAUGGCGUCGCUUCUGUGAAAGACAAGAACUCGUAUGGAGGAACUUUUGGCGAUGUGUAUCGUAGCACGUACAAAGGGAAGCCCGUUGCGCUGAAGCGGCUACGGCACUUUCAGCUUGAGGAAAGCCAUCGUAUAUAUCAAAGAUUCUGCAAGGAAGCCCUCAUUUGGCAACGGCUCUAUCACAAGUUUAUCUUACCGUUUCUUGGUAUCGACGCAGAGAACUUUCCUCGCCAACCUUGUAUGGUGUCUCCGUGGAUGGCGAACGGGACUAUCACACAGUUUCUAAAACACAACCCCAAAGCGAACAUUGAUAAGCUGCUAUUCGAAAUCUCUCAAGGUAUCCAUUAUCUGCAUUCGCAGAAUAUCGUCCAUGGUGAUAUCAAAGGAGUAUGGAAUGUUUCAACCUACCUUCUGACGCUCAAUAACUUGUAUUCUCAAUCCCAGGGUAAUAUCUUGAUCGAUGAAUCCGGACAACCUCGACUGGCAGACUUCGGUUUGACCAUAUUUGCUGACGGUACCCGACACAAUACCACGGAUCAGGGAGGCACUUUACGAUGGAUGGCACCUGAACUUUUGUAUCCUAUUCCUGGGAUUGAGUGCUACAAGCGUACAACGGCCAGUGAUGUGUAUGCGUAUGGUUGUCUUUGCAUUGAGGUAUAUACAGGUCGAGUACCAUUCGCGGAUGUUCGCAGCGAAAUCAUGGUUCUGGAGAAGGUCUUGAAAGGCGAGCGUCCUGAACGUCCAUUGGGAACCAACGCCAUGACAGACGAGUUAUGGAACUUGAUUAACGCUUGCUGGAAACAUGAUCGUGCCUCACGACCGAAAAGUGGACUCGUGGUGGAUCACUUGAAGCACAUCCUACGACGGUCUGCUACUGAUCCCGCCGUCUUACCAUUUGUGGACCCUCUCCCACCACCUACAGCUUAUUCUUAUACCUCGCCCUCAACUGCAAGGUACUUCACCCCGUUCAGCCAGACUUUGACUAUGUACAGAGCGCCAACUCGUACUAGACCUUUAGAGGAACAAGCGGCAGUGUUGAGAUCCUUAAAGCGGAUCCGUCGACAUGCAGAUCCAGGCCGAAUGUACCACGAACUGAAGCUUACAUCUACAAACUCCUCAAGCAGCUCUCCACUCAAAAAUUAUGCUGCUCGAAUAAAGGAUACGAACUCGAGGGUUGCUAUCAAACAGCUGGAAAUAUCCCAACUAGAUACCAAUACGUUGACACGUCUGGCGGAUGAAUUCAAUGAUAUGCGGUUCCUACACCACCCAAACGUCAUUAACUACAUAGACCUAUUUCAACAUGAGAAUCACGUAUGGGUAGUACUCGAAGACCUUUCGAAUCCGCUUUAUCUAAAGAAGGUGAUCGUUGCCAAUCUCAACAGAGAUGCGGGAAUGAAAGAAUCUUUCAUCACUACCGUUCUGCGGAAUGUUAUUCACGCAGUUCAUUACCUUCAUCGACAUCGAAUAAGUCAUGGGAGUAUUAAUGCUGAGCAAGUGCUCCUUAGUUACGAUGGGCAUUCGAUACUGGUUCGAUUAAAAUUAGCAGCCAUGAUUCCAGAUCCAGAUGUCUACUCUAGAGCUAGGCGGCGUCCCCCAGGAUUCAAUGAACAGACACGCUUCGAAACCGAUAUUUGGGACUUGGGAUUUUUAGCGAUUGAAAUGUUUGAUAGCGCAAUGUCGCUGGAUUUCGAAAGUCCAGAACUGCUGCAUGAUUUCGAAAUCAUGAAACCUCCUCCUUCUCAUUCGUUGUUGAGCUUUGUGCGAGCGACGAUGCGUGAAAUACCUUCUGAAAUACCUUCGAUUUCCGCCUUAUUCCAGCUACCAUUCUUAAAGAAAUAGCAACAAAAAUCGAAAUACGCAGCGGACAGAUUUAUGUAGUAUAUUCGAAGGCUUGCUGCCACAAUACUCUGGAAAAAUCUCACUGUAUAUAAUACCUCCUGGGACUUCAUCAACUCAUCUACAUAACUUGCAUCUACGUACAUGGAAUAUAUUUUACUAUGAACCAGCUGUUGGCUAACUUGAAAGUAGAUAUAAGUGAGGGCAAGGUUUCUUCAUUCGUGGCGUUCAGUUCGCCGUCUUUGGACCAUGUCGUGUCUGUUAAGACGUAGUCGGAUGGCGGUGUUCUCAACGCACAACCCUCUCACAGUCUGAUUCUAGAGACUUCGACAGCAGUAGUAUAUGAAUCUCGACAUGCAUAGAGAACUCAUCCGUGGAGCCGCUGAGCUGUGCGCGACUCGGGGGGCGACUCGACUAGUGCUGUUGACGGACACUGUAUACAGUAUGUUGCCGUUCCGAUCACUGUGCCCACGUGAGGAAGGCGAUGACCC